GGGGGCCUUUCCAUUGCAGACGCAGCCAUGGCUCGUGGACCCAAGAAGCAUUUGAAGCGUGUUGCAGCUCCCAAGCACUGGAUGCUGGAUAAGCUGACCGGUGUCUUUGCACCUCGUCCAUCCACUGGUCCCCACAAGCUCCGCGAGUGUCUGCCCCUCAUCAUCUUCCUAAGGAAUCGAUUGAAGUAUGCUUUGACUGGUGACGAGGUCAAAAAGAUUUGCAUGCAACGUUUCAUUAAGAUCGAUGGCAAAGUCCGAACAGAUAUUACAUAUCCAGCGGGAUUUAUGGAUGUCAUCAGCAUUGAGAAGACUGGUGAACAUUUCCGUCUGGUAUAUGACACCAAGGGUCGGUUUGCCGUCCACAGGAUCACAGCCGAAGAGGCCAAGUACAAGCUCUGCAAAGUGAGGAAGACCUGGGUAGGAACUAAAGGAAUCCCUCACUUGGUAACACACGACGCCCGUACCAUCCGUUAUCCAGAUCCUCUGAUUAAGGUCAAUGAUACUAUCCAGAUUGACCUCGAAACUGGAAAGAUCACAGACUUCAUAAAGUUUGAUACAGGAAACCUGUGUAUGGUGACUGGAGGAGCCAACUUGGGUCGUGUUGGUGUCAUCACCAACAGAGAGAGGCACCCUGGCUCAUUUGAUGUGGUCCAUGUGAAGGAUGCCAACGGUAACGGCUUCGCCACCAGGCUGUCUAACAUUUUUGUCAUUGGAAAAGGUAACAAGCCAUGGAUCUCACUGCCUCGUGGAAAGGGUAUCCGCCUGACCAUUGCCGAGGAAAGAGACAAGAGACUUGCAGCCAAGCAGACCAGUGGUUGAACGCCAUCACUUUCCUUUAUAAAAUAAAUCUCUUUACCAAUAAAAAAAAAAAAAAAAAAA
Messenger RNA from Pelobates cultripes (western spadefoot toad), 879 nucleotides. Lineage: Eukaryota; Metazoa; Chordata; Amphibia; Anura; Pelobatidae. The record is from the annotation of a GenBank genome assembly.